Messenger RNA from Podarcis lilfordi (Lilford's wall lizard), 22316 nucleotides. The record is from the annotation of a GenBank genome assembly. Lineage: Eukaryota; Metazoa; Chordata; Lepidosauria; Squamata; Lacertidae.
AGUUAAAGCGCCAGUGCAAGAGGAAGUUGUCGUGGCGUGUUAAGGAGGGGCUGAUUAAUCCGAUAUUAUUAAGGGGCUUGCAGCCUCAGCGUGCUCUGCUGCACGUCUACUCGGAAGUAAGUCGUUUUGGCUCCCCUGGGACUUACUCCCAUGUAAGCGUGUCAUGCACUUUCGGGCUGCAGCAGCUUCGCUACCUGCAAAGUGGGCCUCACGGAAGGAAGCCCGGUGAAAGGGCCGAAAAGUGGAGGGGAAGCCUGGCUCCUAUGAGGGAGGGAAUGUCCGUCCCCCCCCCCCCCACGGGCAGCCUCAAGGGCAGCUGAAUGGCCAUGUGGUGUGUAGUGCUGGUCUCCCAGGGCUUGGCAGACCUGGGUUCAAAACUCCGUUCAGUCAUGGCAGUCUCUCUCUCUCUCUCUCAUCUUAACCUACCUCACAGGGUUGAUGUGAGGAUAAAAAUGAGGAGGUGAGGGGAGAACCAUCUACACCUCCAUGAGCUCUUUGUAGGAAAGGUAGUGGGAUAGAAAUGUAACAAUAAUGACAAAAAAGUAAAACCUGUAAAAGCUUAGUAAGAAUUCUUCAGAUGCUGAGCCCUCUGGGGUGAGACUGUGGGGUGGGUUUUCCCCCUCUCUAAACAAUGGAACUGGGAAAGGAUAAAAUUUCAGGGAUGCUGUUGGCAGGGAGCCCAUUAGGAAGGCCUGGGUGUUGGCUGCACACAUGCCUGUCAAAAAUGCAAAUAUUUGAGAGGGGAGGACUGUGACAAGUUCCCACAAACUCUUUGUUUCACUGUGGUACAAAAUAGGGUCACCUACUUGGGUGGGGUGGGGGGGCCAGGAUGCCAAUGCCAAGUAGUCCUGGCGCAAUUUGUUUUGUUUUCCCUGCCCAAGUUAAUGCCGAGGACUGUUUUUACGCCGGGCUGUGCUGAUUAAAACACUUACGUCUAUGUUCGGUGGCAUUAGAGAAAAACAAAUUUUGCAGCUGGUAUAAAUCAUGCUAAUUUUGCAUGUUUUAUAUUUAUAUAUUCAGCUUAAUUUGUUCAGCUUGUGAAAGAAGGAAUGAUGCCCAACUCAUUUGGGAUGGGAGGGCUUCGCAAAAGAGCUGAAAGAGCAGGAUCUUCACAACUGCUUUGCUGCCAGAGUGGUGGGAAGUGACCACAAAAGCCAGAGACCCAAAGCUCCCCACAGACCUAUCAAGGAUCCCUUGCCUUCUGGGGAAGUUUGAGACUAAAAAACUUUAUCAGCAUAAAUAAACUUUAUGCAGGAGGAAGUGAACAUGAAUCAAUCUCUUUUUGAGUGAAGUAUGAUAAAUGCAAUGCCCUUUGGUGAUAUGCAGUAACCUUUCUAUUAUUUAUUUUUACAUAUAACAUCAUCCAUGAUGUUCCUGGUGUUUAUAGAGUGCACCAGAGGAGAGCCUACCCACCCUUUUUCCCGCAAGGAGCAUCCAAUGUAUAUUUGAGAUUGCAUGGGCAGGAGGAGGGAAGUGGGAAAGAACAGUGUACCCAUUAGGGAAGUUAUACCCACUUAGGUUUACCUACAGGCAGGCACAGGGUCCAAUGAGACAGCAGGUAGCUCACAUUCAUCAGCCAGCAAGAUUCAUAAGCAGACAGUAAUUGGAACACUGGUUCCCCUGCUCUCUUCACCCACUGCACCCAUAUGGUGUCCCCCAGAAAUUGUUGGAUUCCAUCUCCCACCAGCAAUAGUCAAAAAUGACCCAGUGUUCAGUGGUGAUAGGAGUUGUAGUCCAACAAAAAAACAUGUUGGCUCUUCAGUAGACCCAAGAACUGCAUGGCUGGGCUGACAUAUGCCACCCCCCUUUUCCAUGUUCACUAAUAGAUACUGGAGGGGUCCAACCUUGUGACUUGGCAGGACUUGUGUAAUUGUGUCACUCAGAUCAGUGGCUUUUAAGCUGAGCUUGAUUGGCAGGUGGCUCCCUUAUUUGCAGGCUCAGCAGUUCGAAAAGCAGAGAGGCCUGUUUUAAACGCAUGGCUGGAGGAGAGGUGGACUGGACCGUCAUCGUUUUGACAUGUCAGCACAAGGACAGCGUCUUUGCCUUCCAAAAAGGUGAGUGGAGGCCUUCCUGUCCACACAGGGAUCUGAGCCAACACGUUGCAGGGCAAGGUUAGGGCUGGAGCUGAAUUAAAAAUGAGGGGGGUGGGGUGGGACUCAGAACAAUGAAGUUGGAGUGGAGCUUGUAGGCCGCCUCACUCAACCCUUUGUUGAAAAUCCAGAGCUAUUUUAUGAUUUUGUAAUUUCAUUAUGCUUUCAUGAUUUUGUUGAAGAGCACUGUGGUUUUUUUAAAAAAUGAGUUGGCAGUAUGGUAUUAAUUUUUUCACUGACUACAUCUUGUUGAUCUUAGACAAUACUUUAACUGCUACUCUCGCCCUUUAGGCUAGAUUUGAUGUCUUUGGGGAGGUGGCAGGCUUAGCAGCUAAUUAUGAGCUUUUAAUAUUCUGUUGCCUAACCAAAUGCAAGCCCAAGCAAUGUCCUCCGUCACCGUGAAAUCUUUUAGUAUUUUGGAAUCCACCUGCAGGCGUGGCUGGACCAGCAUCAGACAGGGGCUGGCAGGACUGAGGGAUGCAGGAAAGGCUGGGACCAACCAGGGAGCCACUGACCCUUCCACUCCUACCUCUGGGGCUUCUCACAAGCUGCAGGGAUCCUUCUUCCUUCGCCCUCUCUAUGCUGUGACCUGUGUUUACUAACUGAGUCUCUAUUCAUUUGGCUUCCAGAGCUGGAGAUCCGCAGGGAUCGGGGCUCCUUGGGGCGACAGCCCAUCCUGCUCACGGUUGAAGACCCCAAGGGCCAGGUUGGCAGUGGAGGAGCCACUCUCAACGCGCUCCUGGUGGCAGCUGAGCACUUGAGCGCUCGAGCAGGCUACACGGUGAGCAAGGGAGAACACAAGCGCCAAUUGACCUCCGCCAGCAGAAUCCCCCAACCCUCAUGCCUAAGGGCACCUACUGACUGAGCAGGUAUGGGACGGCAAUGUUGUGAUAUCUGCCCUGGUACCAUCACAGCACUGCAUCAGGCCGAGGCCCCAUCCUAGCCCAGCAUCCUGUUCUCACAGUGGCUAGCUAGGUGCCAACACCCCUUCUCUAUGCAUUUAUGACAUUUAUUUAUUUCUCUUUAAUUUUUUUUAAAUCAAACUAAUAGAAGAUGUAGACAUUUAUGAAAGCAGUAAUUAGAAUGGACUCCUAGGAUCCCUGACCCCAGGCUGCCUCCUUCUGCCUCCUCUGCCCUGCUCAUGGCACCUCUUUUGUCUCUCAGCUUCCAGACCAUUGUAUUUCCUAAUCUAAGAGACCCCCCUCUGAUGUUCCUUCCAGGUGGUCACAUCUGAUGUCUUGCAAAAGGCCUGGAUCCUCAUUCUGCACAUGGUGAGCUCUGUAGUGGGGCUGCACUGACCGUGCUUGGGUGCGAUCCUCAGAAGAGCAAGAAGGCGGUGCCUUGUUUCUAGUCAGGCACCAAGGAGAAGAGCUUCCACAGCAGGAGACUUCCCUCCUCUCGGUGGGACGACCUGCUCCUAAUCCUCAGCCCAAGUACCUGGAGGCUGUGCCUUCGGCCUGCUCCCUCUGCUGCUCUGCUAUUAUGCUUUCCUUCUUGCCAGGGCCGGGACUUCCUAUUUGAUGACUGCAGCCGAGCAUUCACCUGCCUCCCCCUGGAGGAGCCUGCGGCCCCCGCUGAGGCACUCACCUGCAACCUGGACAGCCUCCUUGCAACCCUGAUGCACCAGGUCAGUGGGGCGGAUCCUUGCAGGCUGUCCUGUUUCAGUGCCUUGGUGGGCUUUGCCCUGGCCCUGCUGAGAUUGUGGGCAAGCCUUCCACUCAUCUCCUCUCAGAGGUGCUGCUCCUGCUCCUACAGGCUCAGAUUCCUCCUCCUUGCCUCCAUUUCCAGGUGUGCAGAGGCUCUCCACCAGGGGUCUGGGUUUCCAGCACAGAUAUGCUUCUCACAGUCCCAAUCAUGACAGGUAAGGUGUAUGGGAGGCUGCAAGGACUGGCUGGGAGAGAGUGGUGGUUCUUUGCAAGCCGGAACAGAUUGCGUCCUGAGGAAUGGCUGAAAAGUGCCUUCUUUCUCCUCCCCUGAUUCAUUUUGAGGUGUUCCUUUAAUUUUGAUUUCUAUUUUGGGAGGUUGUGGGUGGGUGUUCCUCAAUGGGCAAAACUUACCAAAUCUGAUGUAAAGCUGCAUGCCUCCCCUCUCCUCCCAGAGAUCGACUGGCAUGGAUUCCAGGGAGUGAGAGUCAUUGCUGUGCCCGGGAGCAUCUCCUAUGCCAGGCAGCAUGGAGUCUACCUCGCUGACACUCAGGUACCUCACCCAAGCCUCUCCCAGCAGCCACCCAGUUGCCCCUAUAACCCCCUGCCUGGGACAGGCAGAGGAGCAUCCUGGAUGACCCUUUCGGCACUUGGGCUGGAAAGCCUCUACAAUUCCCAAAAGUAAUGGACAACAAGUUUCAGGUCCAGAGUUCUUUUGGGUGUUUUCCCUUUGAUGGCAUCCUUCUCCUGGGCUGCUUGCUUUCCUCCAGGCAUUGCUAGACUCCCAUUCCCAUCUCCCCUGGCCAUUAACCAUGCUGCUUGCAGGGUCUGAUGGGAGCUACAAACCCAGCAGCAUCUGAAGAUGCCUCUUCUCAGUUGCCCCACUACUUUCAUGGGUCCCGUAAGAAGACAUAGUUGUGUAUCUUUCCUUCCAGGGCAGAUACUGUAGAUGUGGUUUGGCAGAUGCAGCCCAGAUCAGGACUGUGGAGGAGACAAAGGGUGAAAGCCUCAGUCUCCGGGCUACUAUAAAAAAAUUAAAAAGCCAACCAAGUGAUUAGCACCAUGUCUCGUUAGGCCCUCCUCUCACAGAUAAUUGCUGCCCAAGUGCAUUAGCUGUUGACGCUCCUUGGGGUAACUCUGCUCAUCCUUGUCCCUCCAGGGGGUGGUGCAAGACAUCUUCUACCAAAGCCCCGAAGACCAAAUCCGGCAGUGUGUGGGGCCAGACGGGAAGGUCCCACUGGUGAGUUCUGGGCCUGGGCUGGAGUCACAAGAAGAGCCCUGCAGCUGGAUCUGACCCAUCUAGUGCAGCAUCCUAUUCUCUGUUGAGUUUCUGGAUGUGUGCUCAAUGUCUCCAAGACAUGAGUCACUAUAAAUUGUCGGGGAAGGCUGUCGGAACCCCCUAGAGCUGCAUGCUGAUGGGAGGGACAAGCUGGAAACGUUCCUGUCGUUUUCCUGGGGGUCAUCCAUGCCCCCGGCUGACCUGACAUUCUCACCAUAGCCAAGCAGAUGCCCCCAAGGAAAGGAAGCCCCCAAGCAGGACCCGAGUGAAACUUCACCUUUCCCAUUGUUAUUCCCCAUCAUCUGGUAUUCAGAGGUAGACUGAACCAGAACAAAUGGCAAUCCGUGGAAACCCAAAUUGCUAUGUAUUCUGAUUCUGCAUCAAAGAGCUGGUUUUCCUGUGGAAAUUGGGGGGGGGGGGGGAGGGAGCAUGGACCUGUGGCUAGAAAGUGCAGGGCAAAAAUUAAGUGUGGGUGAGCCCUCAGUUGCAGGGCAAGCCUGCUGCAGAACCAUCUGCCUAAAACUCUUGAAAUCUCACUAGUCUGCAGGGCUGAAAACCCUAGAAAAGCUGAGCUUCUUAUUACCCCUGCAGGUGUGUGGGGUUGUCUUCUUCUCCUCUGAAGCAGCGGAGCAGCUUCUGGCCACCCAUGUCAUCCCACCCCUUGAUGCCUGCACCUACCUGGGGCUGGACUCAGGAGCCCCCGCCAUCCAGGUGAGGCCCUUAAGAAGAGACAGGUUAGGGAAGAGGAAUUCACCUGGGUGGCUGCAGAUGAAUCUGCCCAGGUGUGAAUGCAGCUGGUCUGGGGGAAGUCCCAAGUGGCUGGCAGCAAGCCCCUGGCCAGAGACCCCCACAAUGGAUGGUCGCAGGGCGAAGGCCAGGUGAGUGAGCUGUGGGGCUUUGGGCCCAUUGAGUCAGCCUUCAAAAGGCCAGUACAACCUGAGUUUGAGGCCAAAGUGCUCUUGAAGAUUGUGUUAAGAGUUGCCAAGUCAAGCUGGGGGGCAGCUGACAUGGCAUCCUCUUGGAAUACAGCUCCCGCCAUCUGCAGCCAACACCUGGAGGGCACCAACUGGGGUCUUCCCAGGCCCAGAAUGGGCUGCUGCCUCCAGUCAAUGCGAGUGAUCCAGAGGAUGUCCCCAACACCACCUCCUAGCACAUCUUCUCCUGGGCAAAGCAUUUCCCCUGUUCUCCAACUGCAGCAUUGAGUUGUUGGGAGAAUGUGCUCCCCCCUCCACUUCUUCACAGUAACAGCUAUUGCAGGAAGCAGUGCUGUGAGGAUUGUGGGCACACUAGUGUUCUCAGGUCCUAUUGCAGCUUUGCAAGCCCUUCAAGGCUUCCCUGCCAUGGUGAAUUCUCCUCCAUUUGAGUUACCUCUUCCUGGUGGGUUUUUUUGGAAGCUCAGUGCUCCAGCUGCAAAAUGUUGGGACGCCCAUGUGCACCAAAAUAUGCUAUAACAGAGCUGCAGUUGUGUUGCCCACUCCCCAUCUUCCCCUAUGAGGAGGCAGGUGGCAUUGAGGCUGGACUGGCUUUAGCGUUCCAAUUGCAGUGAUGGUUUCUUGGGUAUUGGGAAGAAUGCCUCAAGCUGCCAAGGACAUCAUGAUCUGACCCUGAGAGGGCUUUUUUGCAUAAUCUGUCACAAUAGCGUUUUCUUCAUAUCUCAAGGGUCAAAGAGCUGCCUUGCACCAUAGAUGGCUGUCCUGCAACUGCAGCUCCAGAGUACUGCUGGCCCCAGAGGUGUCUUUAGCCUGCAUUAGAAACCAGGCUUUUAGUAUUGCAGCAUAAGCUCUCUGGAAUGAGUUUCCAACCAAAAACAGUCAGGCACCCCCUGAGAUGAUGUUUAAGUGCUUAUGGAAGUCCUUUUUGUUUAGAGGAAGGCUUUCCCUGAGGUGUAACCUUACCAUUUGUGGAAGAUCAAUUUUGUACCUGAUGAAAUGUUUUCUUUAGCGUGUGUGUGUGGAAGAUCUGAGUUUGUUUAACUGAUCUUAUUAUUGUUCUCAGAUAUUUGUGUCUGCAUCUUGUUCUGCUUUCAUCUUGUAUUCGGUGGAAUUUAUGCCAUGAUGCAGUCUCAAAUAAUAAUUGCUUGUGGUCUUCCCCCAUCAUUUCUUUCUACUCCUGAAUCCUGGCAGCUUUUUGCAGGGGUGUGUGUUUGUGUGGUGGAGGAGUGGCCUCCCUCCCUCUUCUUGUGACUUAUACAAGUGAGGCUGCCUUUGGCCAAGAAGGAAGCAGCCUAAACAGUAUUCAGUGUUUCCCCCUGAAGCAGCUAUUCCACUUCUCAAUGGGCAUUAACAAUGGGGGGGGCACUUUGAGAAGCCCCUUCCCUCUCUCUCUCCUCUCCUUUUCCAUAUGCAAUACCCUUUUGGGGGGGCGGAAUAACACCUCCCUAAGACAGAGACCUCUGGAGCUUGCACAGCUUCCCUCUUUCUGCACCUUGCAGAACAGUGAGUGAGCUUUCGUCUGAGCCCAGCGAUCCUCCGCUACUAGCCAUGAUGGCUAUUCUCUGCCUCAACCAUUGGCGGUAGUAGCCUUCUGAAUACCAGUUGCUAGAAACUGCAGUUGCAGGAGAGAAAUGUGCUCUUAAUUUUUUUUUGUUUUUAUUAAAGAUUUUCUUGUGUAACAAAUAAACAAAGAGAAAAAAAGAUGGCGCCGGGUCAAGUCUCAACUGAGUCUCUGCUGCGUGAGUAGGAGCUCUAAUGAUCAAAUUACCCUGAUAAAAAGGCUCAACCUAUGAAAAUAUCUGCCAACUUUUAUCAGUAAAAGACUCCAGGAGCUGUCGGGUGGACUUUUAAACCUCCCCUCCCUUUCAAAGCUACUUAAAUCAACUUUGAACCACCUCCCUUGAAAGGCCCAUAAUGCUGUGGGCUGGAUAAAAUAGCCCCAUUUAUUUCUGAGUACGAAGAUGGUACUUACAAGACAAUGUUGCAAAGAAUAAACAAAGAAAAGUACAUAUAGUGUCUCCACUUUCAUUUCAUAAGAGUCUUUACCACAGUUUGUUUGCAUUCGGUAUGAAACACUGUUGUCAUCUACAUUAUGCAGUUCGGAGAAAAGAGAAAGGAGAGAGAGAUGGGGCGGGGUGGGGUGGGGAGAGACGGUAGGGAUAAUGAUUUUCUGUUUCGUAAUGUUUGUGCAGGGUGUUUGUGUCAGCAUCAUGUGCUUCGGUCCUCUAUCAGAGCUUGGCUGAUUGCAAUGUGGUUUGCUUGUAUGCGUGAGAAUGGGGUCGUUGGGUCAGAUUAGUCAUAUUGAUUCAUAUGUUGUUGGGUUGGAUAGGUCAUUAUCUUCUUGGCCUCUAUAUGCGAUAAAGGGGAGCCACACUGGGGUGAAGGUGUCCUCCUUUGUCUGUCCCCGUGCUACUUUAAGUUUGUUGGUGCUCGGUUCCUGCUUGUGGGUUUCUCCCAAGCAUCUGGCUGGCCACUGUGAGAGCAGGAGGCUGGACGAGAUGGUCCACCGACCUGAUCCUGCAGGCUUUCCUUAUGCUCUUAAGCCUGCUUCCUUGCAGAUCCCCGCAAGCCCCUCUGGGUAGCUUUUAACUUGAGAAAGUGUUCCUUCAAUCUCUCCCACCCACCCCAUUUGUUCCUCCAGUCAGUCCAUUGCACAGCUUGGAAACUGUCCCUCCACUUGUCAUGAUGUGCAAAUGCUUUGCUUGGGUGUCUCCUUGUGGAGCCAGAUGUUUCCUUGUCCAGAAGACUCAUUCGCCCCCUCCUUGUUCUUCCCUCAUGCCAGCUCUCUCUCUUCUUCGACAUCCUGCUCUGCAUGGCCCAGGGAGUCAGCGAAGAGGCCUUUGUGAAGGGUCAGAGACCAGGGAUGGGCAGCGGCGACAAUGUCCAGGCGGCAGGGUCAGAGAGAAGUGCCCGUUCCGUGCUGUGGAAAGCUCUCCAUGCCGUGCCUCUCACAAUGGGUGAGGUUGUGAACUUGCCUCGUCCAAUGCCAGCCAGCCUCUCCAGUCUGAUGCUUGGUGCUCUCAAGAUGUUUUGAACUUUGACCCAUCAGCUGUAGCUAGCACAGCUAUACAAUGCUGGGGCUGAUGCGAGUUGUCAGAAACAUCUGGUUGGUGAAAUCGGCCUCCCUUCCACCAUUUGGUGAUGCUGGUUUUCUGGGGCAGCGCAUCGCUUUCUGUCCUAGGGUGUGGGCAAGGGUACCCAGCGGGGAGGCAAGGGGCACACUGCACACAAAAUCCCAAAAUCUGCCUCCAGGGAAACAAGCUUGCAUAUCUCUCCAUCUCCUCCUCUGCAGUGGCGGGAGGCUGUUUUCCUCUGGCAGGAGGUAGGAGAGGGGCUGCCAUCCUGAUCCCUGGGGCAGACAAAACACAUUGGCUUGUAUAGGCAGCUAAGUUCUACUCAGAGCACACCAGAGACAGCUGUGUCUAUUGAUUUCAGUGGGUCUACUCUGUGCAGGACUUGAGCUGGCUACAUAACAUGUUUCUGGCUUCCCUCUUUUGACCUUCCUUCCUGAGGCCUUUGGAGGCCUUGUUGGUGUGGGAUACCCUCUGAGGUGCCAAUUGUGGCCUCUGGCUCCUCCCUCUUCACAGCGUACAUCCCUGAGGGUUGCUAUGACUACAUGACCAUGUCUGCCAGCGACCACAUCCGCCACCUCACGCCCCACCCAGGCAAUGCCCGCAGCAAGGCCUUCCGCAAAGUGGCACAUUCCCAUGUGGCUGUGAGUACCACCCCUGGUUGGGGGAUGCCUCAGAGGCUCUUGAGUGCCUUGUUUUGGUGGGAGGGUCCCUCACGCCACCCCAGCAGCCCUUCUCUGCAGCACAGUUGUGUGUGUGCUUGGCAGGGUGGGGCAGCAGGUGUGAUAUGCAACUGGGUGAAGCUGAAGUCUAUGUGCAUUCUGCUGAUGAGACAACUUUCCACAAUUAAGAUUCCAAAAUUCUGGUUUUAUUGUAAUUUAGAAGGCGUGGGCACAAACUGAGGACGGAAGAAGCAGCUUUUGCCAAAGGGGAAGGGGCAAAGAGCUGCUAUGGGGCUCAUAUGGGGCAGUUCCUUCUGCUAAGCUCUACUCUGGGGCCUUGCAUUUCACCUGAUGCUGCCCCACUUGAUUGCAUGUUUUGCUCCCCGCCCAUAAGGACUAGCAGCUUAUGUAGGCAGAGUCUACCAAGACUGCCUGGACUUCCCUGCCUCACCAUGACCCCUCCUUCUCUUUCUUCCCAUGCAGGAGCCUCAGCUGCUGGCUGAGGGCUGCUCUGUCACCAACAGCCUCUUGGAGGGAGCAGUGAAAGUGGGGCCUGGGAGCGUCAUCCAGCACUGCCGCUUGAAGGUGGGCCAUGCUGGGGAUGGGAGUAAGAAGUUUGGCAACUGCCCUUGUUCUCUGCUGAGCGCCAGAAGUUCUCUCUCUGGCGACACAGGGUCAUCUUUGGUGGAUUUGGAACAGGAACCAAUCCCAGAGCUGAUAUUUAGGCCAAGCCUUGAGGUUUGGCAGGAUCAGGCCCAGGGCAGGAGAUGAUAUGAGGAGGACAAGGACCCAAGGUUCAGUGUGGUGUAGGGGUUAAGAGGGUUGAACUAGGACCUGGGAGACCGGGGUUUGAAUCUCCCACUCAGCCCUGAAGCUAACUGGGUGACCUUGGCCCAGUCAGGGCCUCUCAACCAGACCUACCUGACUGGGCUGCUCUGAGGAUAAACUGAAGGGGUGGAGAACCACAUCCGUCACCUUGAGCUCCUUGGAGGGAAGGAGGGGGGCAGAAAUGCUGUAAACAGGCUGCAGGGAGCCAGAGCUGUUGGUGUUUUGCCUAUCCUCGUUUGCUUUGAGAGUUCUACUCUCCCCAGCCAGCUAGUUGCCUGACAUGCAGGCAGACAGGGUGACAACUGCAGCAACCUUGAGCCAGGAUCUCAGGCCUGCUUUCUCCGGGUGGGCUUUGCCCUGGGGCAGUGGGCAAUCAGUCUCCCCUCUCUCCCAGCUGUCCUGCCAACUCUACUCAAAGAACAAGCCCCAUGUGGACUCUCUGCAGUGGCAGGAGAGCUGAGUGUGUGUUACAAAUGCCCAAGUCCCCUUGGUCUUUUUCUCCAGGGUCCUUUGGAGAUCCACACUGGCUGCCUCCUCACUGGGCUGGACGUGGCAUCCUCCGUGGCCCUCAGGAGCUACCUGCUUCGGGAUGUGGUUGUCCAGGGACACACUGUCAGGCUGAGAGGGAUCCCUUGCAAGGUUUUCACCCUGAGUGGGCAUCAUGAUGACUGGCAGGUGUGUAACAGGAGUCUGCUUGGCUUGGUGGGAAGGAGUCUGUACAGGUUUGAGGCAUCUUGCAAGUCUCUGGGGAAUCCCACUCCCCACAGCAACUCUGCUGCUUCCUUCAGAGAGCUGGGGGCGGCAGUUUGUCUUGAGGCAGGUGACCUCAAGAACCCCAGAACUAUCUGCCCCAUUCCACCCUGCCUCUGUUCUCUUGGUUAUUCCUUCUUCUCUGAGACACUCACACCUGCCCUCUUCUCUCUUUAGAGUAUGGCAGAAGAAGGCGGCACCUACCUGAACAGGCCCUGGAGUGAGUUUUUCCUCCGCACUGGAAUACGGUACGUGUGCAGGUCCCAGCCCAUUCUCUUGAGGGCCCCACACAUCAGCCAUCCCACCCCCACCCUGUGCUGUGGAGCUGCUGCUCUGCCUCCAUUUAUUUUAUUUAUGUACUGCUUAUCUACAAUUGCCCCUGAACAGUGUAUGAAAAGUAUAACACCACUGUGCCGCUUGGACUUGCCGAUUGAAAGGUCGGCAGUUAGAAUCCCAGCAAUGGGAUGAGCUCCCGUUGUUCAGUCCCAGCUCCUGCCAACCUAGCAGUUCGAAAGCACACAGUGCAAGUAGAUAAAUAGGUACUGCUCCGGAGGGAAGGGUAAACAGCGUUUUCAUGCACUGCUCUGGUUCUGCCAGAAGCAGCUAAGUCAUGCUGGCCACAUGACCCAGAAAAUUUGUCUGUGGAAGCGGAAAAACGCCGGCUCCUGUGGCCUUUAAAGCGAGAUGAGCACUGCAACCCCAGAGUCGUUCGUGACUGGACUUAAUUGUCAGGGGUCCCUUUACCUUUACCUGUAUAAAUUAAAAAUGCCUCCUUGGACACGAGCUCUAGGUGCUGGGGCUCAUCAUUAACUAAUUAAGACAAGAUUUCAAUUUGUGCAACUGAUACUCAUUCAAGAGACACUUUCAGGGUGUAUUUCAUAUUCAAUGUACAAUCUGUGUUGCAAGUUUGGAUUUUUGUUCCUUACAGUCCCGUUAAAAAUGAGGGACAAAGCAGCCUUUUUGUUCAUCAUUUGAAGUGGGGGACUUUACUGGUUUGUGGCCUUGUAGCGGGAAGGGCUGGCUGGGGGCUGCCACCUUCCUUCCUUGUGGGGUUGAGGCUGCUUUUCCAUGCUUGGCUGGGUGGUAGUGACUGACAUGCCACCAUCCUUGCCCUGCCCAGGAGUCACGACCUUUGGAGCCCAGACAUCCCUUCCAGCCGCCGCUGCCUGCUGAAUGCCCGCCUGUUCCCCGUGCUGCAUGCCUCCGAGCCCCUGGGAGUCGGGGACGUCCUCUGGCUCGUGGGCUCCCCGCUUUCUCCUCCAGGGGCUGAGCAGCUGCAGCGCUGGCGGACUUCCUGGCGCAUGUCCUGGGAGGAGCUGAAGGGGAGCCUGGACCAGGAGGCGGAGCUGGCUGCCCGCAGGGCCACCUUCUUCUUGCAGGCCCAGAGCAAGACCAAGAGGGUCCUGAUGGAGCACAGCAACUGCAGCCUCCUACCGCUGAUCCGUUCCGCAGCCCUGGAGGGCUACCACAAGGCCAUGCUGGAGACACUGGACCAGGGUGAGACAUACUGGCAGGGUGUGUGUGUUUGUGUGUCCGGGGCAGCAUUUUGCCCUUUUAAUUGCAGGGUGCCUAUAUAUGGGAGUGGAAGGAAGGAAGGAAGUGGGGGGCUCCUACCCAAUGCCUGCCAGCAGCUGGGUGAGAAUUCCACCUUGGUUCCUUCUGGCUGCAGCUGGAUUGCCUAUCCCCCAGUCUGGGGAAGCGGGCAGCUCUGCUUUAGCUAUUCCCAGAGUUCCCUGGGAGUCUGGCAGCUCCACCCACCAGCGCCUCAGUGAGCAGCUCUGCCAUUGCCCAGCCUGGCUGGUUUCAAAGAUGGCGGACUAGCCUUGCCCAUGUGGGUGAAGGUCUUCCUAGAAAGGGUUCUUUCCCCUCCACUCUUCUUGGCUCCAGGGACACUUGUGUUGUGAAUCCACGCAGGCUUUGUGGAGACGGUUCCUCCCAGCCCUCCCAUGGACCACUGGCUCUGGGGAGUUCUUGCAGACCAUUUUGACAUCCAUUAAAACCUCCCAAUGUUCCCAGGUGUAGCCAUUCCCAGGACCAGCCCAGUUUCAAGCCAAAGAGCCACUUUUCAGGCUCUGAGGACACUUCUUGUUUGCCUCCUAGUUGCCUCCAUGGCCAAAGACCCUGGUGUUGCUGCUCGAUCCCUGGCUUGCAUUGCUGACCUCCUGGGCUGCCUGGCCAAAGGGGAAGGGGGCUUACGGAGCGGCCCGGCAGCCAACGCAGCUUGGGCCCAGGCCUUCCAGCACCUUGAGAAGGGGGACAUCCUUGAGGGUGUCAAGGAGCUGGCCAAGGAGAGGAAGAAGUGGCUGGACAGGUACUGCAAGUGUGUGUGUGUUUGUGUGUGUGUAGUGAUAAAGCUGUAUUCCCGCUGGCCCCACCUGUCCAUCUGCCUGGCAAAGGCAAGUUCUCUGUGCAAAGCUCAGUCUGCACAUGACCAGGAACACUUUGCCAUCACUGCUCAAGGCCAUGCUGUUUCCUGCACUCACCGGGAGCAUGGAGGGAAGGAACAUGCUCAAUGUGUCCCCCUUUCAGCUGCUUCAGGUGGGCUGGCCUUGUCUUCCGAGGCCCCAGGGGAAGGGCAGGUGUGCAGUGGCAAAGCACCUGAGCCAAGCUCAAAUCCUGGCAUCAGAUGAUGGGAGGCCUUUUUCCACCUGGCCUGGUUGGGCAGGUCCCUGACUGACUCCAGCUACAAAAGCUGAGGCUCUUGAACAGGCUCUUGGGCUGGGAUGUUGGUGGGGGGCGGGGACAGUUGUUACUGUUGUUGAUAAUAAUUUUAUGUAUAUUUAUUUUUAUAUCUCGUUAAGAUUUAAUGUGGGAAUUGUUAAAUUGGUUGUGCAGCUUCUGGUGUGUUCUAUUUACUGUUUAUGGCUGUUUUUGUUAUAUUUCUAAUUAAGUAUGUUUUUCAUGUUGUAAGCUGCUUUGAGCAUGGUUUUAACUAUGGAAAGGGGGCAUACAAAUAAAACGCUGCAUGUAUGGGAGGGACCCUCCUCCGCCAAGGUGCUGGAGAGCCGCUGCCAGUCAGAGACCAAGGUUUUGAUUCUGCUUCUGAUGUCCAUGGGGUAUUGCAGAGCAGAUGCCUUGGCCCAUGGGGGCCUUUGGAGUUGUGUAAGGGACAGAGGCUCACAAGUGGCCCUCCAGAGCAAGCCUGUGGUGGCAGACAGAGGACGGGAGAAGAAUCUGGGGGCCUGCAUGAGAGAGCUGCCUCUGUCCUGGAAUGCCUCUGAGUGGAACUCACCCCACUGAAAAAAUGGGAAGGAGAGUUUCCUUCAGGAUGGCCUCUGUGUGGGCAAACACAACUGAGACGGAAAAGCACUUGGCCAAUCAAGCAGCCUUCGCCAGCCUGGGACUACAACUCUCAUCAGUCCCUGCAUAAUCUAUGACCAUGCUGACUGACAGCAUCUCAUGCUGAUGGAAGUAUUGGACCACUGCAGGGCACCCAGUUGGAGAAGGCUGUUGGCAGAAGCAGCCCAAGCAACCAGAGACUCCCUUUUCUCCUUCCUUGCAGGCCUGUCCUCCUUGUCCGCGCUGCUCGACACUAUGAGGGUGCCGAGCAGAUCCUUGUCCGCCAGGCUGUGAUGUCCUCCUGCCAGUUCAUCAGCCUCAGGCUGGCCACACUGCCUCCCAUGGGCCGCUGGCUGAGAGCGGCCUGCCCAGCCAGAAUAGACCUCUCUGGUAAAUAGACCUCUGGGCCUGGGCUUGUCAAGUUGCCCUUUCUGGAGCCAGGUAGCCGCUUGCCUCUUUUGACCCCAGGUGCCUUGUGCCCAGAGGGCCAAGCUGGCAAGCCUGGGGAGGCUUGGCAGGGGCCCUUGUCCUUCUGCUCCGCAGAACACGACUCAGUGUGGUCUUGAAUGGAGAGAGGGAGCUUGUGCAGGGGGGAUUUGAUAGGGAAGGGGCUGUGAGUGACGUUUGGCUCCUGCCUUGAGUGCCAGGGGAUCCUUCCCCUGCAAGGCAGAAGCAAGCCCUGGGUUCACUGAGGAGCAGAAGCAUGAUGUGCAGGGUCUCAUGCAAGGGCACAGAGGAUGAGUUGGGUGCAAGCAGCACCCAGCAUCCUUUGCAGCAUUGCAAGGUCUCCUGGGGAGAGUCCCACUCUUUGGUUAUGGGCUUGGGUGGGUGGUUGGGCAGGAGGCGGUUUCUUAUGUGACUCCCUUUGGGCUAAUUUUUGCAGGUGGCUGGAGCGACACCCCUCCCAUCACGUAUGAACACGGAGGCGCAGUGGUGGACCUGGCCGUCCUGGUUGAUGGGCACAGGCCCAUUGGUGCACAGGCCCGGCGCAUUGCCGAGCCAGAGCUGCGGCUCAUUAGCCGCAGCGGGAGGCUGGAGGGAGAGAUGGUGGUGGAGCUGGUCUGCAGAGACCUGGAAGACCUGCGGGAUUACUGCCAGCCUCACGCACCUGGUAAGAGCCCCUUUUCCUGGAGCGGGAAGGGAGCAACUUUACCAAAGCAGCUUACUUGCUUGCUGUGAGGAGACCCUGUGAGAGACUUAUCAGGUGGCAGUAGGGAGCCCUGUACUGGCUGGGCUGUAGCUCAGUGGUAGAAUAGCUGCUUUGCAUGCAGAAGGUUCCUGGUUCAAUCCCCGGCAGCAUCUCCAGGUAGGACUGCCUGAAAUCCUGGAGAACUGCCCCCUGUCAGUGUAGACAAUACUGAGCUAAAUGGUCCCAACGUUUGAUGUUAUAAGGCAGCUUCCUAUGAUUCUAGGCAGAGUUGCAUUUGCUAUAAAAUGUGCCUUUUGUUUUCACAUGUCUGUCGGAGGCCUGAGAGUAGCCGGCCUCUUGCUCCUCUUUUAAUGGGCCUCAGGACCAGCUACUCACCUGCUAGAUCACAGUGCUUUGGAAUGAGGCCUGUUUCUCUGCAAUGCCAUCUUGACUCUUGCUGUGAAUUGUGCCCUCCCUCCAGCGUCACUCCUGCUGAAUUUUGAAGUGCUUCCCUUCCUGAUCUCCCCACCAUGGCCUGUUAGGCUUCAUUGCAUUUCCACUCCCGAGUUCAGAUCCUAACUGCAACCCCACCAGCCCCUUCCCGAGUCCAGGUCUCAUUUCUUUCCACUGUGGGCCAGAAAGGGGCUGUCCUGGCUUCCACCCCCAUCUUUUUUCUUCUUCUUAGGAGCUUUGUUGAAAGCAGCCUUGAUUUGCACCCACAUUGUGGACCUUGCUUCUCAGAAUUCCUUGCAGGACCAGCUGAUGGAACACUUUGGAGGCGGCUUUGAGCUCCGCACCUGGUCACGUCUUCCUCACGGAUCAGGACUGGGUAUGCCUGGCAUUUCUCAAGGGGAGCUAGCAAAGACCUCAGGUCCACUCUGGCAGCAUUUCUCUUGUUGAUGUUAGAGGGGCUUCGUGUAUCCUGCCCUGCCCCAAAAGCAUGAGAUGAGAACCCCAUCCACCUCUCCUUCCUUUCCUCCAUUCAACUUCAGUACUUUUUUAUAUACUUCAACAAACACCCCUAUUGCCUGAACCAUCUUUUGAACACAACACACACGUAACUAGCUGUAAAGUAACAUAACGUGAUAUGUAAUAAAACUGUAAUUUUAAUCAUCAUAUCAAAAAGCACAGUUCCUGAUGGCAACAUAUCUUAUCUUCUAUAUAUAUUGGUAUCGUAAAGUCCAAGGAUUGUCAGGUCCAAAGAUUACAAUGCAGCUCCUGUUGGCAAUGCCAUUUCAUUGCCAACAGGAACUGCAUUGUAAUCUUUGGACUUGACAAUCCUUGGACUAAUCCAAUAUAUAUAGAAGAUAUGAUGCAUUGCCAUCAGGAACUGUGCUUUUUGAUAUGAUGAUUAAAAUUACAGUUUUAUUACAUAUCAUGUUACUUUACAGCUAGUUAUGUGUGUGGUGUUGUUUUUAUAUACUUCUGCAGACCUUGUGCUCCUUCCCUUGAGUUUUCCAAUACCUCCCUCUUGUUUGCCACUGUUGCUCUUUCGGCUGCAGAAGAACAGAAAUAGAAAUAGAAUAUGAGAUGUUAGGUGUAUGGAACCUCCAGUUUCCAGGCACUCUACCAUUGACUAGUACCAGCUACCAGGGAGCAACAGCUGGAGAUGGCUGUUGUAGGGCUUCUCAGAGGCAUCUACAUGGCCAGAGAGGCCUUUGGUCCGGGCCUAGUCUGGCUCUUCUCAUGACAAGGUUCUGGUCUGGUGCUGUGGCCUCUACCCUCCACCCCCGCUAGCCAUGUUGUGCUCACUUGCUCUCUCCUAUAGGCACCAGCAGCAUCCUUGCAGGGGCUGUGAUGGCUUCUUUAUACCAGGCAUCUGGGCACUCCACCAGCGUUGAGUCCCUCAUCCAUGCCGUGCUGCAUUUGGAGCAGGUUCUCACCACAGGUAAGACCUUUUAUUUGUUCUGCUGCACAUGCCAAAGAAACCAAAAAUCCGCAGAAAGGGAGAUGUCUAACUCAGUGCCAUCUUGUCCUCCUUUUCUUGAAGUUAGCCUCAAAUAUAGCAUUAGCAGGGCCUUGAAGGCAUUUCUUCAUCUGCCUUGGUAGCUCAGUCGGUACAGCAUGACACUCUUAAUCUCAGGGCUGUGUAUUUGAGCCCCAUGUUGGGCAAAAGAUUCCUGCAUUGCAGGGGGUUGAACGAGAUUACCCUUGUGGUCCCUUCCAGCUCUACAAUUCUGUGAUCAAGACUUGGCUGAAAUCUCUCCAGCUUAUUUGACUGCUGUGAUUUCAAAGGUGCUGUUGGCUGUUUUCCUCCAGAAGAUAUUUUGGGGUGUUUCUGUCACUUGCACAAAACUGCUCCCUCUUUUCCACAGUCCUGGCCAUGUAUGAUUCCCAUUUCUGUAUGUUUCAUUGGAUGAAUGUUUUUAUUCCUUCUAUGCUGCUCCCUUUAAAAUGUCAUAUCCUGCCCUUCUGCCAAGCAGCUAAGUCAGUGACGUCCUCGUUUUGCAGACUUUUGCCCUCCACUUGAGUAACACAUAAACAGGUCUUACGCCAGUCUGGAUUCUGGUGCCUUCCAAGCAACUGGGCCAGUCCAGUAGCUUCUGCCCUUUGGUUGUGUUUUUGACUUUGCCCUGAAGGAAUGUGCAUAAUAAAAGGCAGAGCCCCCACCAACAGCCCUGCCCCAGACUUGUUAGGAAGACAGGAGAACUAGCCUUGUGAUGAAAGGAUUCUUGUGCAGUGAAAGAGUUUUUCAGAGGCAGCUUUUCAGAGUUGUGAUCUGGGCCUGUGCCCAGCGGUGGAGAGGAGCCAAAAGUGAUUAGAAGCAAGCAGGGUUCUAGGUCAAAGAGGAAAAGGCAGUGGGUGGGAUGCAUGAGAGUGAGGGUGAAGGCAGAGCAGCCCUUUCAGGCCAAAGGGAAGGGCUAGGUUGAUGGCAGGGGGAUCCUCAUUUGCAUCUCUUAGAUAUGCAAUGGAAUGCAUAGGAGGGGGAUCUUUACCGUUUCUCAGUGUCGUUUUCUUUUGAUAAUUACAUUCAGUGCUGCUUUGCCACUGGGGCAGAGCAUUCACAUUCAGAUAAACCAAUGUGGGUGUAUCUAUAUUGGCUGAAGCAAGGAUCUAUUUUUGGUAUUCUGCUUCUUACUCCUACUUCCUAAUAUUGUUGAGGAUGAGACAUCAUGGAAAGGUGCUCAAUCUGACGGGGAAAAUCACUUUUGAUUAACCCCUCUCCAUGGCACGCUUCCUACUCAAAGGGUGCCCAGGAUAGCUUACAACAUAGAACGGGAUAAAACCAACAGCAAAAUACAAUAAUUAAAUGGCCAUCAUCAUUCUGCAGGCCUGGACAAAUAAAAGGACUUCAAGUGAUGUUAAUAAUGUGAAUUCUAUCCCAUGCUUUAUCAUGUCUGAUUAUACAUUUUUAAACUAUAAAAACAUGGUGUAAUAAUUGAAACCGGAUUAAACCAAAGCAGGGUCCUUUUGUCCUUUCCCACAUCAGCAAUUUUACUGCUUCAGAAAGGAAGAGGGUUCCCAACUAUAGAUAAGUCUUCUCUCCAUUGGAUCAGAGACCCCUCCUGCCUCCCACAAGGGAUUCACCUGGCAACUGGUAAACAAGCAGGAUCUCUUCCUCAACACUUGUUCUUGUUCCUUGCAGGUGGAGGGUGGCAGGACCAAGUGGGUGGGCUGGUGCCAGGCCUCAAGAUUGGGCGUUCAAAGCCUCAGCUGCCACUGAAGGUAGAAGUGGAGCAAAUCACCGUCCCGGAGGGCUUCAUACACACCCUGAAUGAGCACCUGCUCCUGCUGUACACGGGCAAGACCCGCCUGGCCCGCAACCUGCUCCAGGUACGGAAGGUGCUUGGAGGUGCCAGUUGUGGCCUGAGGUCCACAGCUCUGACGUACCUUAGAGCAGAGAGUUGUACCUGUCCUACAACAGGUGUACCUUUCUCCCUGUGCUGUUGGCAUGAUGCAUUUCACCCUUGAGUUUUGGUCUACACAGGUAGGAUGACUCACCUGGUAGGGUUGCAUGUAUUCUUAUUAAUAGUUUUCUUAUUGUUUUAUUAACCCCCCUUCACCCUAAGGUCCUAGGGUCAUGUAAAAUGCAAUUUAUUUUAUUAUUUAUUUCAAUUAUAUCCCACCUUUUCCUCCAAGGAGCUUGAGGUGGCCUACAGGGUUCUCUCCCUCCUCAAUUUAAUCUCCAUUAACAACCCUGUGAAGUAGGUUAGACUGAGGCACUGACUGGCCUCCAAGGUCACUCAGUGAGUUUCAUGGUCAUGUGGGGAUUUGAACCCUGGUCUCCCAGGUUCUAGUCCAGCGUUCUAACCAAUGACACCAGGAUGGCUCUCAAUUAAAACACAAUGUUAAAAAGAGUAUUUUUACACUGGCACUUUCCCCAAGGUGCAGGAGGGUGGUUGUAGAGGAGGCAUUUGCUAAGCCUUUCUUUCUCUAAGCACUCUUGAGCAUCAGAAACGGAGGCAAUUUUUAAUUGCUUCCUUUUCUUUCAGGAUGUUCUAAGGAACUGGUAUGCCCGGCUACCCACCAUUGUGCAGAAUGCCAGCGCACUGGUGAACAAUGCAGAGGAGUGUGCCCAGGCCCUUCGGCAAGGUACUGCAGUUUGUUCCUUGGGCAUCUGUACAGCUCAUUACCCAGGGCAGAGGCUACAGUGCCUCUGCUCAAAACACCUUGCGCAGAAACCAUCUCCUAUGUUGAACAGGCUCUCAUUUUGCAGGAGCUACUAGGAUAGUUGUGUGCGUAUGUGUGCUUCAGAGCAACUACCCCAGGCAACAACCAAUGGGAGUAGGAGGGGGCAUCUUUUAAGAUGUCAUCAUGGACUUUAAAGGUAAAGGUAAAGGUACCCCUGACCAUCAGGUCCAGUCGUGACUGACUCUGGGGUUGCGCACUCAUCUCGCUUUAUUGGCCAAAGGAGCCGGCAUACAGCUUCCGGGUCACGUGGCUAGUGUGACUAAGCCGCUUCUGGCGAGCCAGAGCAGCACACGGAAACGCCGUUUACCUUCCCGCCGGGGAGCAGUCCCUAUUUAUCUACUUGCACUUUGCAGUGCUUUUGAACUGCUAGGUUGACAGGAGCUGGGACCGAACAAUGGGAGCUCACCCCGUCGCGGGGAUUCGAACCGCCGAUCUUCCGAUCGGCAAGUCCUAGGCUCCGUGGUUUAAACCACAGCGCUACCCGCAUCCCCAUCAUGGACUUUAGCCUUCCCCAAAUUGCUGUAGCCCAAAACAUCUGGAGGGCAAGCCCCAUCAGCCCCAGCCAGCACUCACUGGUUUGGGGAAAGCAAUUCUAUCUAGCUGGAUCUUGUAGCACUCUUCUUGCUAGAUUGAAAGCAGCAGAGAAGCAGCAGGGAAGAGCAGCCAGAGCUACUAUCUUCCCACUUCUGUGGUAGGCAGCCCAGGUGUCAGAUUUCCCCAGAAGAAAGAAGGCUGACAUGCACACCAUGUGAUUGGAGCCAGGAGCACUGUCUGGCUGUAUCUGACAGGGAAAGGAGACCUAGCAACUUUGCUCUAAAAUGGGCUAAUCGUUCAAUGCCAGAGUGUCCUGUAACUCCUCCUUCUCACCCCAGGCAACCUGGCUCUCUUGGGCAAGUGUAUGAAUCAUUACUGGCUGCAGAAGAAGAAUAUGGCCCCUGGGUGUGAGCCUUUGGCUGUCCGGCGCAUGAUGGAGGUGCUCCAGCCUCAUGUUUAUGGGCAGAGCAUGGCUGGCGCUGGAGGAGGUGGCUUUCUCUAUGUCUUAACUAAAGAGCCCAGGAACCAAGAAGCCUUGCAAAGGAUCUUGAUGGAAACAGAGGUGAGUGGAGCCAGCUCCCAAGUGCCUAUCAAUUGGUGUCUCCCUGCAGAAAUUUCAGCAGGGCACAUUUUGCAGGUUUGGGGUCCAGGAGCACACCCUCUCCCAAGGAAAUUCGGAGAGGGGAAAUUCAGUGGUGGGUGGGUACCAUGUAGUUGCAGGGAGGGGGAGCUUCACACUUGGUAGCUGAGUUUGGCCCUCCAGGCCUCUCUAACAGGCCCUUGAGAUUCUAGCCAGGGUUAGGCCACACCCCUUGCCAAGGCUGCACUUCUCACCAACACUGCUUGGCAUAAUCUUUGAGUGCUUUGGCUGGGCUGUUCAGUUGUGAUGAUGCCUCUUUGCUUGGUCAGAUGGAGACAUGUGGCUGUGAGUAGAAACCUAAUUUUUCAGAGCUAGAAUGUAGCCUCCUGGCCAAAGAGAAGAGUGGCCUCUGCAUUGGCCUGUGACCUUCCAGGGCAUAUAGUCCUGAUGUCAGGUCAGGAGUUGGAGUUGACCCCCCUGUAGUGUUGAAGUUCCACCAGGCUGCAGAACAAAAUAUUCUGACUUAAGUAUUUUGUAGUGAAGAUUUCACUCCCCCUGCAUGCCUUCCUUUCAGGGCCUGGGGAAUUUCAGCAUCCACACUGUGGAGGUGGACACAGCUGGGUUCCAAAUACAGCUUCUGGAGGAGGAUUGGGAACCAUAGGCACUGCAGGGUUUCCUGCCCACAUCCUACAGCUGUGCAGGAUCUAUGGACGAAUGACUCAGUGGCUGAAUUUGGUUUAGUAUUUCUUUGGAAGAUUCAUGCACUCCUUCACUGCAGAUGGGGUGAAAACAGCAGCUGCCUCACCCAAGUGAAAAACAAUACUUAGUUGUGAAUUAGUAGGGCCUGGCAGUCAGAUCUGCAGCAUUCUUCAGGAAAUUACGUGAAGUAAUCAAUGAAAAACUUUUU